This is a messenger RNA of Cicer arietinum (chickpea), 327 nucleotides long. Its product is annotated as monothiol glutaredoxin-S6-like. Lineage: Eukaryota; Viridiplantae; Streptophyta; Magnoliopsida; Fabales; Fabaceae. The record is from RefSeq and is a predicted model, not a curated record.
AUGGAUAUAUUAGCAGCAUUGACAGCUGAUAAGCCAGUGGUGAUAUUCAGCAAGAGCAGUUGUUGCAUGGGGCAUUCUGUGAAGGCUCUGAUAAGCAGCUUUGGUGCCAAAAUAACAGUUAUUGAGGUGGACAAAAUGGUAAAUUGUGAGCAAAUAGAGAGGGCACUGAUUCAGCUUGGUUGUAGACCAAGUGUGCCAGCAGUGUUUAUUGGACAACAAUUUAUAGGUGGUGUUGAUCAAGUUAUAAGACUAAAUGUCCAAAACAAGCUUGCUCCAUUGCUUUUAAGUGCUAAAGCUAUUUUUAUUUGGGGUCCAAUAGAUAAAUAG